AAAAUCAGCAAAGUUUAGCCAAUCCCUGAGACUUUUUCCAGCAUAAGUCCACCUUCCUCACUGUUGCCAUUAUAAAGCCUUCAUUGUGCUGAGAGCCUUUCCUUAGUGAAUGGAACCUGCAUAUACACAGCAUAUUCUUCCAGCCUAAGUGAUCAGAAUGGCAGCUCUGGGGUUAGAGAUACUAGGCGUCACCCUAGCUGUGUUAGGUUGGAUUGUGGGUAUUGUGUCUUGCGCUUUACCCAUGUGGAGUGUCACGGCUUUCAUCGGGGUGAACAUUGUAACAGCGCAGACCAUAUGGGAGGGAAUCUGGAUGAGCUGUGUGGUGCAAAGCACUGGCCAGAUGCAGUGUAAAGUCUACGACUCCAUGCUGGCUCUCAGCUCAGACCUGCAGGCUGCCCGGGCAUUGUGUGUGAUUGCCAUUGUGAUGGGAGUACUGGCACUCCUGCUCUCUAUUUUGGGGGCCAAGUGCACUAAAUGCCUAGAAGAGGAGCGUGCCAAAGCCAGAGUUAUGAUCUCUGCUGGAGUCACCUUCAUCUGCGCUGCGGUCAUGCACUUGAUCCCUGUGUGUUGGUCUGCUCACAGUAUCAUCAGAGCCUUCUACAACCCCAUUAUCAUUGAGGCACAAAAAAGGGAGAUAGAAGUCAUGUCUUUAGGGCUGGAGCUCAUAGGUAUUGUGUCAUGUGUGCUGGGCUGGCUCUUGGCCAUCGUGGCUUGUGCUCUUCCCAUGUGGAGGGUCACAGCCUUCAUCGGCUCCAACAUCGUGACGGCUCAGAUCAUCUGGGAUGGUCUGUGGAUGUCCUGUGUGGUUCAGAGUACCGGACAGAUGCAGUGUAAAGUCUAUGACUCCAUGCUGGCCCUCUCUCAGGACCUCCAGGCAGCUCGAGCCCUGACUGUGAUAUCCAUCCUUCUGACCGUCCUGGCUGUAUUGGUGUCAAUCGGAGGAGCCAAGUGCACUAACUGCAUUGAGGAUGAGUCGUCCAAAGCUAAAGUUAUGAUCUUUGGAGGGGUGCUCUUCAUUGUGGCUGGGCUUAUGCAGCUAAUUCCUGUCUCCUGGUCUGCCAACAGUAUCAUCAGGGACUUCUACAACCCUUUGCUGCCAGAUGCCCAGAGACGGGAGCUGGGAGCGGCGCUUUACAUCGGCUGGGCAGCAGCUGCACUCUUGAUUAUGGGGGGCUCCUUGCUCUGUUGCUCCUGUCCACCACAGGAGAAAAAAUAUAGCCAGUCUAGAAUGCCGUAUCCUGCGUCUCGCUCAACAGGUGGGGGAGGGUAUGACAGAAGAGACUAUGUGUGAAAUAAACAAAGGAGAACUCCGAAUUCAGUGUUGCAGAGGUCAAUAUAUGGACAUCAUUUUCUGGAAAAAAGUGGAAAUAUGCAACACAUACUCCAUCAUGGAGGAACGUGUCCGAUGAAGUUGUUUGAUGUUUUUGGUCUCUAUAUCAGUGCAGUGUUGGCUGUUCAGAAAAUAAAAAGUCACGCACUGACCAUGUGAAAAUGACCUUUCGUAAUUGCUAUGGAAAUGUUAACUAGAACUGUUACUCAACUGCCUGAGGUGUAAAAAGCUGACGUUAUAUUUAUUGGCCAUUUCUUUUUUAGUUUUUUAGGACUAGUUGCACUAAGAUUUUUGGCACAGACAAGUUGACUGUGUGUUUACUAUGUUGGAGAAUUUAAAAUUGUCAUUGUCCUGUUUCCUCAACUAGACACAGGUAAAUUUCCAAUGUAUUCACUUUAUAUGAUUCGAAUUGUAAUGUGCAUUUCUUUGUUAUUUAUACAAUAUUUUUCAUCUAGCUGUAGAAAUGAAAUUUGAGAAGGACAUACAUUAUUCACAUGCAUUAUUGUUUCAUAAACACUUGCUGCCACUUAAAAUUGUAUUCUAAUAAUUAAAACAACUAAACUGAACUAAAAACUGUCCCUUGGAUCAUUUAAGAGGGCUAUUGUGUUCCAAAAUUGUGGGAGGGGUGUAACGGGUGGAAGUUUGACUACUUUAUAGUGAGAAUUGAGGCAGAAAGGACAACUGAGGAUCUGAGCAGAGUCAACUACCAUCCGUAGUUUGUAAUCUGUGUAGGCCAUUGCUGAUCAAUAACAUAUUGUACGUUUCUGUUCCAGUACAACAAUAAAUGAAUACAUCAACCCA
Messenger RNA from Megalobrama amblycephala (Wuchang bream), 2131 nucleotides. Its product is annotated as claudin-3-like. The transcript has 2 exons. The coding region runs from base 158 to 1291 and encodes 377 amino acids. Gene Ontology annotation, cellular component: bicellular tight junction; plasma membrane. The record is from RefSeq and is a predicted model, not a curated record. NCBI's taxonomy places the organism in Eukaryota, Metazoa, Chordata, Actinopteri, Cypriniformes, Xenocyprididae. Gene Ontology annotation, biological process: bicellular tight junction assembly; cell adhesion. Gene Ontology annotation, molecular function: structural molecule activity.